This is a messenger RNA of Ruditapes philippinarum (Manila clam), 4402 nucleotides long. RefSeq lists its product as uncharacterized. Lineage: Eukaryota; Metazoa; Mollusca; Bivalvia; Venerida; Veneridae. Bases 380 to 2029 code for a protein of 549 amino acids. The record is from RefSeq and is a predicted model, not a curated record. The transcript has 20 exons.
UGCGUAGAUAUUACUUCAUUAUAUCCUGUUAUUUUCAUAUUGUAUGGAUAAAUUGCGCCAAAUAAAUGCGCUGUCUAAAAUAAAUGAUGACGAAGAUGAUUAGCAUUUUUGUUAUCAUUAUAAUCAUCAUCAUCAACUAUUAUUAUUAUUACGAUAAUAACAACCGUGUCAAAAAUUUCAAAAUAUUUCAUUACAAAAGAGAUGAAUCUAGCCGAUCCAGCAAUAAACGUUAUAUUUAUGGCUGUAAUGAAAUGUUUUUGAUAACGAGGUUUAAAAGUUUAUGUUUACCGAGUUUAUUUUUGAACACAUGUAAUACACUAUUACGUAUACUGACUGAUUUAUUUUUGUGUGAUUUUGUAAGCUAAGCAUUUGCUCGAUAAUGGCGGAAAAGGACUUAAAAAUGUUUCCGAAGGAAGAAAAAAAUGAUUCGGAAUCUUUCCUUACAUGUAAAGAAGCAAACAGUUCUGUUGUCAGCACAACCUGUGACGACCAAUCAGUUAUAUCACUAACAAGUACAGAUCAUAAUAUUGGGCAGUACUCUACCAAGGACGAGGUUUGCUCUAUUUGUAUAAAAACAGAACAAUUUCGAUCUGCAACACAUUUCUGCACAAAAUGUGAACCCCGUGGAAAAUAUCUUUGUGGUAGCUGUUUGAAAAAUCAUACUGAUUUUUUGAAGCGUCAUAGAGUGUUAUCGCUUUCUGUCGACAAGAAAAGUAAAUACAAAGAAAAAACAGAGAGACAAGUUGAAAACAAAAAGGAAGGGGCCGGUUCAGAAAACAUCAAACGCUGGCUGCUUGCUGAUGAUCCAUUGUAUUCCACAAUAGGAGAAAGUGAUAAAACAACAAUAAUCUCAGACACAUCGCAGACACUUGUUGAAAGUUCAGUGACAAGCAGAGCAACGGCGACUUCCGACUGCACAGAAAUAAUCGGAUCGGAUGGACAGUCCUUAACUAUAUCCAAUAUGCAUAUAUUUGAUAGAACAUCUAGUUAUGAUGAAUAUGGAUAUUCUGGGAUGACACCCGAGGACAGCGAUUUGCAGAAUAUUCUUCGUGAUAAGAAGUUUGCUUGGCAAGCCAGAAAUCUAAAUUCCAAACAACAUAAAGACGGCCGAAAGGAAAAUUGGACAUCCGGCUUUGAACAUGACGUUUCUGGUGCAAGGACCCAAAAAAGCGCUGUGACAUCUAGUUAUGAUGAAUAUGGAUAUUCUGGGAUGAGACCCGAGGACAGCGAUUUGACAUACGGUUAUGAGCAUGAAUAUUUUGGUGCGAGAUCCGAGGACAUCAAUAUGUAUGAACGCAUUGAUAAUGUGCCACAAGACAUGGGACUCAGGCAAAAUGUUAUUCUUCGCAAGCAGAGACUUCAGCCAGCCAGAAGCAUGCAAAACAUUAAUGCAAAGCAAACUGAAGACAACCCAAAUGAAUUGUAUGAACGCAUUGCUAAUGUGCCAAAAAACAUGGAACUCAGGCAAAACGUUAUUCUUCGCAAGCAGGGACUUCAGCCAGCCAGAAGCAUGCAAAACAUUAAUGCACAGCAAAAUGAAGACAACCCCAAUGAAUUGGAUUUCGAUGAUUAUGAAGUUUGUGGUUGGAGAGGCGACAGACACUAUUUGCAAAAUGUUAUUCUUCGCAAGGAGGGACUUCAGCCAGCCAGAAGCAUGCAAAACAUUAAUGCAAAGCAAAAUGAAAACACCCCCAAUGAAUUGGAAGUCGAUGAUUAUGAAGUUUGUGGUUGGAGAGACGACAGACACUAUUUAAACAAACGUGAAAGAAUAAGGCCCGAUGUGAGCUACACGGAUUUGAUGUAUGACGUAGAAAAAAAGGCAUACAACCAAAGAGAUCGAAGUUAUUCAUGUUUGAAUCAUGGAAACAAACGUGAAAGAAUAAGGCCCGAUGUGAGCUACACGGAUUUGAUGUAUGACGAAGAAAAAAAGGCAUACAACCAAAGAGAUCGAAGUGAUCCAUCUUUGAAUCAUGGUGAUGGAGUUUCAAGUUUUAAAGACAAAAAAGAGAAAAAGUGCAUAGUCAUGUAGUCGUUGGUAAUAUUUUCAUCUAUAUUCAAAAGACGACUAAUGAAAAGUCCAAACAAGUACAAGAGGAAUAAAGUUUCGUCAAAAAGCAUCUUAUAAAAUAAGCAAAAACAUAUUUGCACAGCUGUUGCUGCUGAAGCUGUGUACGAACUUUUGGAGUGUUUUCAUAUAUACUGUAUGUAUAGUACAGUGUUUAACAUUACUGACAGAUAUCCAUAUUUACAGUUAUUUUUUUAUAAUUGUAUAGUUAGGAAAUCAAUAUUAAUGUUGAGUGUAGAAUAACGCACGGUUCGAGUUAAAAUAUACAGGAAUAUAAUCACGGUCGAAAGGCUUAAGUGAUUAAUAAAAAAGUAUUUGAAUGAUAAACCGUGCAUUAUGAUACUACAACGCAAUAAAAAUUAAUACUAUUUCCAUUUAAACAUGCUUAUUAAAAAAGAAUUGAUGAAAGAUAUGCUAAACAACAUUAAGCGUAAGAGUAUUUUUAUCGACGUCACUUGGUUUAUUAACUUCACGCCUGACGUCAUACGACAUGUAAGCAUUCAGUUUAUUUUGCCCUGCAUAAAUCGUGUUAUAUUGCACUCGACAUUAAUUUCUAUCUGUUUGAAUUGUGCCGCGUGUUAGAAUGAAAAUAAUAUCAUUUGAUAAAGUAUAGUAUAAGGAUUGAAUGUGGAAAAAAAAGAAAAGUAAGUAUUUUACCUACACUCAUGAAACUUUACAAAAAAGUUAAUCAGCAUGUGUAGUAAUUCACCUGCGUAUUUUCAUGGGGAUUUCUUCAGUAUUUGUAGAGUUAUUGUCCUUGACUUUGAAAAAUUUGCAAUUUUCAACUUGUGUCGCAUGUAGGUCAAAAAGUAUUUGACCAAGAGUGAUGAAACUUUACUGGAAUGUUGUUCAGCAUGUGCUGUUGUGUACCUUUGGUUUCGCUUGUGGAUUUAUUUUGUUUGUCAGAGUUAUUGCCCUUAACUUGGUAAACUUUUGCGAUUUUAAAUUUAUGUCGUACGUAGCUCAAAAAGCAUUAAACUAAAUAGGAAUGUUGAUCAGCAUGUGUACUUAUGCACCUGGGGUUUCACUUGUGAUUUAUCUAGUAUUUCUAGAGUUAUUGACUUUGAAUUAGUAAACAUCUGCAUUUUUCAACCUUGGGCGUGUUUAGCUAAAAAAAAGUAUAAGACUUUAAGUCAUGACACUUUACAGAAUUGUUGAUAGGCAGUAGUUGUAUCUUGUGCAGUUGUCUACCUGGGGGGUUGAUUGUUGAUUUAUUCAGUAUUUCAAGAGUAAUUGCCCUUGACUUAGUAAAAACCGUUCCAUUAUGUUUAGCUACUCGUAUGUGUUCCUUGAGUGUUAGAGUUAGAAUCAACCAACUGAACUGGGAUGAACAUCACUGUGAAGCUGUGCUCCUGGGGUUUUGCAUGUGGAUCAUUUCAGUUUUGUUACAGUUGCCCUUGACUUAGUAUAAAUUUGCAAUUUUCAACGUGUUAACGCAUAGCUCAAAAAUCAUUUGACCUGUAGGCCUGAAAGUUUACAAGAAUGUUGGUCAGCAUGUUUACUUAUGCACCUUGUGGUUUGCUUGUGGAUUUAUUCAGUAUUUGUAAGGUUCUUGUCCUUGACUUAGUAAAUUAAUUUUACUUUUCAAUUUGUGUCUCGUGUAGCCCAAACAGUAUUUAACCUAGAGUCAUAAGAUUGCCAAAACAGCGGAGUAUGUGGCCACCCGUGUCCAAUGAACACAUUUCUAGUUAUAUCUAUGUUUUUCUUUGACCUCUUUUGUUAAAUAUUUUAACAUGUUUAUAAAACCUCAUCAUUUUAUUAUAAUAUUAUACCUUUAUAUAAUCUUUACAUAAUUUCUGUUGUAAUCAGUUUGAUUUGACAUAGUUUGCAUGUGUUGACAAAAUAAAUAUUUAAACCUUCUCAAAUUAAUAAUGUAGAUCUAGACUCGUUACUUAUUUUUUCCAUAAGAUUUCAUUUUGUAGAUUUUAAAAUGUUAAGAUGAAGAGGGGUGAUGAUGUUGAUAUCUAUAAGAUAUAGGUUUAAUAUGUUUUCGCCGUCAUAUCAGUCUUUUUUAAAUUUUUAGAUAUUCCUUGCUGUUUGUUAAAUUUUCCAUUUUCUGGUAUAUGUUUGAUUUGAUGUCUUAAUAACGUCAUUAUAACUGAAUAUGUUAUUGUAGCGUAUUUCCACCCAGCGGUUAAUUUUUAUACAUUGACACCUUAGAUUAAAUAUAUGAAAUAUACCUGUAUCUCAGGGUAUGAAGAUAUUUUAAGCAUGUUUUUAGAUACUAAGCUGAUUAUUUGUUUAUAAUAAAAUGUAUAUAUAUAAUUUUCCUUACGGUAUUUGGCUUUUUAAUUUUAUUUUUUAGGACAAUAAUCAAGCUUUUAAACAAAUAACCAA